Messenger RNA from Paramuricea clavata, 4030 nucleotides. The record is from the annotation of a GenBank genome assembly. NCBI's taxonomy places the organism in Eukaryota, Metazoa, Cnidaria, Anthozoa, Malacalcyonacea, Plexauridae.
CGGAGAGCUCCGGACGUUGUGGGAACGUAUAUAAAGGAAGGAGACGAAAAAAUAUCGGGGUUUUUUUUUUUUGAAUUGAGAGUUGAAAUCGUGUUUGAAAAGUGAUAUUUUUGCUUGAUCAACAUGGAGCGUAUGGACCCAGGCGAUGAAGACAGCCCUAGCGUUGUCAGAAGACAGGUUUGCGAGCUAGAAUAACUCAAUUUCAUACCUCAUUUCUGUGUUAUUCAAAUUCAGAAUAAAGUACAAAUUAUUAACACAUAUUAAAUCCUAUCAGCUGAUAAAUAUCAAGCUGUAUAUAAGAAUAACAACUGUAUAUAUAUUAAAGUCUAGCAGUUUCAAGUUCACAUCAAACGUAUUAAACUUCACACAUGUUAUUUAAGAUUUAAAAAACACCAUUAUAAAUUUCCAAUAUAUUAAUACGAGGACGAAGUUGGUAUUUUUCCGGUCACGGAAACCAUUGAGGCCAAAGGCAAUGGUAAGAAUCAAGGCAAGUGUGUUAACCACUCGGGCUACCGAGGAUUUGCUUGAAAAUUAAUGAAAUUUACUUGAUGUUAUUUUAGCAAGCUGACAACGAAGAAAUGAACCAAUCAAAUUAGUUCACAGACAAAUAGCCAAAGCUCAUUGGUUUCUGUGACCGGAAAAAUAACCACCUUUUUAUAAUGAAUACUAAUGACUGCCAGGCAUCUAGAUAUUUUGUAAAAUUAAUAAUCAGAUUCAACCUCUUCCUGACCCCAGUUCAUCUUAUUUUCCAUCCAGACAUCACAUCUGUACCCGCCCAGCGUGCAAUCAACCUCUUCGUUUCAAAGUGGUAUGUCCCCCUUCCCACUAAACCCCAUGACCCCUGGACCAAUGACGCCUCUCACACCUAUGACGCCAAUGUCGGUUGAAUCAUCGGGAAUUUUACCACAGCUACAGUGAGUGAUACUUGUUUGAAUGAUUGAACCGGUAGGGAUGUGCUCCGGCAAAAUGCAGACAUCCAGCACUAUUUGAUAUCUGGUAAAAGUUUGCCUCAUAUUUACUAGAUAGUAUUGGAACUUUUAUUAUGUCCACAAAACUGUCUGUUUUGCAUUAAGAUAUUGUGAAAACAGUGAAACACAAACAACUAUCGGACAUGUGACACAUUGGGUCAUUCCAAAAAACAUCCACACCUCAGCCCCACGGAGGAAAUUGGAAGUUUUUAACCGCCCUACCCCCUUCGUAUGUCCUAAUACACUUACUAUUAUCAGAAACAAUUUUUCUCCCCUCCCCCUCCAGAUGGUAGAAAUUUUCUUUGUGGGGGGAGCGUGUAUCUUUUCUGGAACGACCAGAAAAUAUUUGUACCGGUAAUGUAAACUCUACACUAAACAGACAACAGAUUAUUUUAUGACAAAAAGUUAGUGACAUAUUGUCCAAGUACCACCAUCAGUAUCUGGUUAUGGUAGACUAGUAUCCUGGGGCAGUUGUACAAAGGCCGGAUAGCGCUAUCCACCGGAUAGUCAUUUUUUCAAGAUUUGUUAAAUCAGUUGUUGAUUGGUAUAACUCAUUUUAAAGUUUAGUACUUAUAAGUUAAAUGUUUUUUAUACUUCUUGUGUCGUUUAUAUCCGUAGUUUCGCAGUUUUUGAAGCAUUUUCUCAAAGGUUGAAAAAAUCACUAUCCGGUGGAUAGCGCUAUCUGGCCUUCAUACAACCGGCCCCAGCAUCCGGCACAUCCUUACUAACCUGGCUUUAAACCAGCCCAAGAAGGAUAAAAUUGCAUUUUUUACCUGAUCAUAGGAAUAUUGUAUCGACUGUGAAUCUUGGCUGUAAGUUGGAUCUGAAAAAAAUUGCAUUACAUGCAAGAAAUGCAGAAUACAACCCUAAGGUAAUAUGCAUGUUACCAGUACUUUGAUAUUUUACUCCGUCAAAAGCCAGACCAUUUUAUGUGUUAAGGUAUUGUGAUUUGAGGUGAGUUUAGCUCUGUUAUUUUUUAUUCAAUAGAGAUUUGCAGCUGUUAUUAUGAGAAUACGAGAACCAAGGACGACAGCUUUGAUAUUUAGUUCAGGAAAGAUGGUCUGUACUGGGGCGAAAAGGUAGAUUUUUUACCGUACAUCUGCAUAUAUGCAAUAACUGUGUAGCCCGCUUGCAGCCCAAAAUUUUGAGGGCGGAAUUCAGGCUGCAAGCAAGCUAUUACUGUGAUAUAGUUUUCCUGCUAACGUUGCUUUGCAACAGUCGGCCAACAUUUAACAUGUAUUGACUGGCUCUGAAGAAAACUGUAUGUUUUGUGGAUCACCAAUGAAAUAUGAACUUUGACGCUUGAUAUACAACAAAUUAUUUUCAAUUUUCCAGUGAAGAUCUGUCAAGACUGGCCGCCAGAAAGUAUGCUCGGGUUGUUCAAAAAUUGGAUUUUCCAGUAAGUCAUAUUGAGGAAAGGCUGUGAUUCAGGAGAGUUGGUACUCUACAGUAGCUUGGAGUUUCUUAAUUGUACUUCAUUUCUUAGGCAAAGUUCACAGAGUUUAAAAUUCAGAAUAUGGUGGGAAGCUGUGACGUUAAGUUUCCAAUCAGAUUAGAAGGACUAGUACUGGCCCACGCUCAAUUCUCAAGGUAAGAUGCUCUCCGAACAAGAAAACUAAACCAACCGUGUGGUCAGAGCUCAACAACUGGCCUCUGUAGCUCAGCUGGUUAGAGCGCUGCAUCAGAAUCGCAGGGCAGCAGGUUCAAUUCCUGCCAGGAACGUAUAGUUGCAUUUUUCGCUUCUGUUCCUGGUUAGGUGUAAAAAAUAUAUAUAAAAUUCACACUCCAAUUCUCAUAUAAAUAUUUUGCAGUUAUGAACCAGAAUUAUUUCCUGGUUUAAUCUAUCGUAUGGUGAAACCUCGUAUAGUGUUGUUGAUCUUCGUCUCGGGAAAAGUCGUGUUGACAGGUUUGUUUACAUUUACUGCAUAGAGAGGCUCAGAUUUUGAUCGCUGCUACCAUUAGCCAAUCAAGAUCACAGAAAAUUUGAUAGUGUACCAUCGAAAAUUGUUUCUUGUAUUUUAGGAGCGAAAGAGAGGCAAGAAAUCUACGAUGCAUUUGAGAAUAUAUAUCCUAUAUUAAAAUCCUUCCGAAAGUCAUGAUAUCACAUUCCACAUCGAGAUAGCUUGGUUGCUGUGUACAUCAUACACGCGCUAAGAUGCGGUGUUGUGUUCUUAAAGUUGGGGGCGUUGUGUGUGCAUUUGGAUGGACUAAAUUAUUGACGUUGGAUAAAUUAUACCUUGCAAGACAUUUUCACAGAGUAUGAUCAUCUCAGUGUACAAACUAUAUUAUAUUUAAAUGCUGAAAUAUUAAGGCCGAAUUACACUACACAAUCUUUGCCUAAAACUGUCGCAUGCAACCUGUUUACAACUUGAGUUGUACUGUGGAAAUCAAGCACACAACUUACUUAUGUUGUUGUAGGUGAGUCCAUUGUGUGUUUGAUUUACACAGUACAACUCAAGUUGUAAGCAGAUUGCACGCGACAGUUUUUGGCAAACGUUUUCUAGUGUAAAUCGGUCUUUACACAGAUCUUUAUGGACUUGAGAGUUGAGUUAAGAAAAUUUUAGAUGUUAGUUUUUGUGAUAUACUAGAUAGGAACGAAAUUGGGUCAUUCCAGAAAACAUCCAUACCACCCCCACGGAGGAAAUAGGAAGUUAACCCCCCUAUCCCCUUCGGAUGUCCUUAUACAUUUACUAUUAUCAGAAACAAUUUUUUCUCCCCUCCGGACGGCAGAAAUUUCCUCCGUGGGGGGAGUAUGGAUCCUUUCUGAAACGACCCAAUAUAUUUAUGGCUUCAUAAACACCAGUGGUAUAUGAAAAUUAUAUGUCCGAAAAAUACAAACUUUACAAAUAUCACCAGGCGUUACAGUAUACCAUUUACUACAACUUGUUACUGUACAUAAACUGUUUAAAUUUUAUAUACAGAUUAUAAAUAUAACAACGUUAACAAAUACAUCUUUUUUACAAUCAUUUUGUAUUGUGGUUAUUCUUGUUUUUAGCACACAAAAUCUGCCAAACUUGAUGCCGGAAAGAACUGUUAGAGUUUUAAUCUUUUGCAAGUACACA